Molecule: messenger RNA, 2520 nt
Organism: Spodoptera littoralis (African cotton leafworm)
Lineage: Eukaryota; Metazoa; Arthropoda; Insecta; Lepidoptera; Noctuidae
Source: the annotation of a GenBank genome assembly
AUGAAUGCGUGGUCGGGGGAAGAUGGUGACGUUAUGGGCCCCACAGUCACACGGGCAGGCAGUGCUAAGCCCAAUACUCCUCCGUUAAAGAACGGCAAUGACUUGAGAGAGUCUGGCUACCUGAUCGCCGUCGGCUCCAGAACUUCCAGGUUCAGAAGAAAAUAUCGAAAGAGAAUGCCAGUGAUAAUCAUUAUUGUCAUAUUUAUUCUAAUACUAAUAGCUUUCAUUGUGAUAUCAAUUUUAUAUGCGCUAGCAGUACACAGAAAACCCAUAAAGCUAUGCGAGAGUACUGAAUGUCUACGUUCAGCUGUUAACCUCGCCCUCUCCAUGGAUACCAGUGCUAAUCCAUGUGACAAUUUUUACCAGUACGCUUGCGGUAAUUGGGCCUCCGACCACCCCAGACCUGAUGCCUACCAAUCAUACGACUGGUUCCAAGACAAGCAGAUCAAGGUGUACUUCCUGGUGAGAGACUUCCUCAAUAGAAACACCAGCCACCAGCCCAAGGCAGUUCAGCAGGCCAAGGAUAUGUACAAUGGAUGUAUGGAUACGGACACAUUGGACAAACGAGGAUUAAAACCAGUGAUAGCUAUACUGGAAACGCUUGGUUUACCUCCCUACCCCACUUAUAUCAAUGCGACAGAUGAUGUCGACUACUCUACUUACGCCUUCGAUUGGCUGGACACUGUCAUUAAAGUGAAGACACAGAUCGGUAUGGACGUCCUCAUAGGCUUCGACAUCUUUACCGACCUCAAGAAUUCCACUAUCUUCAAACUUAUGAUGGGAUCGCCGGAAGCUACUAAUCCUUUUCCAAGCACUUAUAGAGAUAGAAAACGUCAUGGCAAAAGAACACUAAAGGAUCUUGUUAACUUCAUAGAAAAAACUUCAACAAGAGACCUCAUACACAAGAUUGAACGUCGAAGUGACAAAUCUGAAGACUUAGACGAGAAAAUAGCUCAAAUACAUAAAUUAUUCUACGCUGAGCUCAUGAAAUUAUUCGUUGUAGAAGGUGGUGGAACUAAAAAUUCUAAACUGACAGAAGUUGAACUAGACGAGAAUAUAAUUGAAGCAGCUAAUGAAUAUUUCGAAGCAUACAGUGAUAUUUAUGAGUUAGAAUCAAGUAACUCUACAGAAAUGGAUGAUGACGAUGACCUGAACAUACCAGAAUACACAGUGGAUGAAAUACAAGCACACACAGAUGCAGUCGUUGAAAACAAUAAUGGUACUGCAACACCGAUAUGGAAGAAGUACUUGGAAGGAAUAUUCAACGUCAGCAAUACGGUACUGGACUUUGAAAAGGACAAGAUUCUCGUAUCUGAUGAGGAUUUGAAGUACAUGUCGCUGAUGGCCGCUUAUGUGGCCAAGACUCCACCUGUUGUGUUAGAACUUUACAUCUGGGUAAAGGUGGUAGAAGUAAUGUCAGUUCACACGACCACAGAGCUGCGCACUUUAUUCCAAAGAGCGUACGACCAAACUCAUGGCCACAAGUCUAUAACUCCACGCAGCGUACAGUGCGCCAAUGCUGUCAACGAUAUGUUAGGCAUGGCUGUGUCCUACGGUAUUGCAGAUCCGCAUUUCUUCAAUGUCACAAAACCGAAGAUAAUAACAAUGAUUGAUGAACUAAAAGAUUCAUUAGCUCACCUCGUCGGCCAAGCAAGAUGGAUGGAUGAUAAUACAAAGAUAGCAACGUACCAGAAAAUCAUCGAAAUGAAAUCUCUCGUAGGAUUCCCAGACUGGCUUCUGGAAGAAGGAAGACUUGAAGAAUAUUAUGAAGGAAUAGACAUUGACGCUGAGAAACAUUUAGAGAACAUAAUCAAUAUAAAUCAAGUAAAAACUAAGAAAGUUUUAAAUAUGUUUAGGGAACCCAACAAUAUUACUUGGGCCACUGAUCCUACAGAAGUUAACGCGUAUCAUACAUUUCGGGAAAAUACUAUAACUGUUCCUAUGGUGAUGUUGCAGCAUCCUUUUUUCGAUUUAGGACUUGACUCACUUAACUACGGCUCCCUGGGAACGGUUCUUGGGCAUGAAAUAACGCAUGGCUUCGAUAGCGUUGGCCGUCAUUUCGAUAAAAACGGCAACAUGUUACCGUGGUGGUCCAACAGCACCAUUGACUCGUUCGUCAAUAUGACACGCUGCUUCAUCGACCAGUAUUCCGAAUAUUAUCUGCCAGAGCUAGACAAACAUGUAGACGGUAAAAACACACUGGCAGAAAAUAUUGCUGACAACGGAGGAUUGAGGGAAGCUUUAGCAGCUCUGAAGCAUCAUCUCCGGAAACGAGAACCGGAGCCCAAGCUACCAGGCUUCGAACAUAUGACUCCUGAACAACUAUUCUUCUUGUCUUAUGGGAAUCUGUGGUGUGGAGUUUCCACGAAGGAUGCUCUAAAGUCUGACCUGGAGGAUGCGCACACUCCUCAUCUGUUCCGAGCUCAGGGAGUUCUGCAGAACAACGAGGACUUUGCCAAAGCUUUCCAUUGCCGACCAGGAUCCAAUAUGAACCCGGGAAAACGAUGUAUCAUAUUUUGA